This is a messenger RNA of Trypanosoma brucei brucei TREU927, 756 nucleotides long. RefSeq lists its product as hypothetical. Gene Ontology annotation, biological process: ubiquitin-dependent protein catabolic process. Gene Ontology annotation, molecular function: proteasome binding; endopeptidase activator activity; ubiquitin binding. Lineage: Eukaryota; Euglenozoa; Kinetoplastea; Trypanosomatida; Trypanosomatidae. Bases 1 to 756 code for a protein of 251 amino acids. The record is from RefSeq and is a predicted model, not a curated record. The transcript has a single exon. Gene Ontology annotation, cellular component: cytoplasm; proteasome regulatory particle, lid subcomplex; nucleus.
AUGAAGGGCGUUGGCAGUAAUAAUUGUUUCAUACAAUUCCGUGCUGGGAAAAUGCUUCUUACGGAUGGCAAAGUUGUUGCGGAUACGCGGAGGGGCACGUUAUCUUUUUCAAAGGAAUCAAAUGGUGUUGUAAAGAUGACUUGGGUAUCGGGUUCUCAUGCGGAACAUUACGAUCUUCCCUUGGGCCAAGUGAAGUUCAGCAGAGUCGAUACGUGCACUACUGGUAGAGUGCUACUGUUCGACUUUGGCAAGGCCCAACCGCCGCUUUUUUUCUGGAUGCAGGAAAAGUCAACAGACAAUGACAACACCUAUUUUUCUGCAGUGGAGAAUUCACUUGUCCAGAAUCCCUCAGCUAUUGGGAGUUUGCAUACACACACCUCACCACUCACUGAUCAAGCCCGUGCGAGACUUGAGGGCUAUUUCGCGUCGGCUCUGAACAACGUUCGUGGAGGUAGGGAACAAGACGUUGACUUGGUAAGCAUUGUGGGUUCGGCGAAAGUGGUGGACGCCUUACGAGCAGAUCCCGAUUACUUCAUGUGUAGGUUGCAUCCAUUCUUACCCGAGGGAACCGAUUCGACAUCAGGUAUUGUGGAGCACGUUAUAAACCCUCAAGUAUCCGCUGCUGCUGCUUCGUUGGGGUUGGUUCUGCAGACUCCCGACGGAUUCCGCGAAUUAUGCGCGGCCUUUCACGUUGAUGGGAAAAAGACAGGGGUCGUGGGUUUCAUAAGCGGAUUACUGAAGCAAGUGAAGAAAUGA